This is a messenger RNA of Botrytis fragariae, 1809 nucleotides long. RefSeq names its product putative caf1 family ribonuclease protein. NCBI's taxonomy places the organism in Eukaryota, Fungi, Ascomycota, Leotiomycetes, Helotiales, Sclerotiniaceae. Gene Ontology annotation, biological process: nuclear-transcribed mRNA poly(A) tail shortening. The transcript is spliced from 6 exons. The record is from RefSeq and is a predicted model, not a curated record. Gene Ontology annotation, cellular component: cytoplasm. Bases 1 to 1809 code for a protein of 602 amino acids. Gene Ontology annotation, molecular function: RNA binding; poly(A)-specific ribonuclease activity.
AUGGAAGUUGAUAAAGAAAACUGGCAGCGGCUCUUGCUCCCAAUUUUAAAAGAUAUUGCCAAUGCUACCUUUGUUUCUUUCGACUUGGAAAUGAGUGGUAUUACGACCCGUCCAAAACAUACAUCUCAGGAACGAACGCAUGAUAUUGGAAAACCAAGUCUACAACAGCAAUACGAAGAAGUAAAGGAGGCUGCCGAAACGUUCCAAGUUCUUCAAUUAGGUAUUACUUGUGUUGAGGAAGACCGUGAAAAGGAAUAUUAUCUUGCCAAACCUUACAAUAUCAACCUCAGUCCACUGUUGCUCUAUGAUAGAGUCUUUGAUCUCGACCGCAAGUUCUCCUUCUCCAGCUCUGCUACUAAUUUCCUUCAAUCAAAUGGCUUCGACAUUGGUGCAGUAUUCACCGUGGGCGUUCCCUAUCUAUCGGAGCAGGAAGAAGUCGAGGCUCGUGAACGUUAUGAUCAGAGGAUUGAGAGAAAUGCAGCAAUUCCUAGCAUUGUUUUCGACCCCAGUGAUGUUGGAACAUUGGAGUUUUACCGGAGGGCUAGGUCGAUUGUUACUGAAUGGAUUGAGGCAAAGGAACCUAAGAUGACCUUUGUCAACGUGGAUAAUUCCAAGGGUCCUUUGAAUGGUUUCCAACGAAGAUUAGUCCAUCAACUUGUCCGCAGCGAGUUCCCACAGUGUAGAUGUUUUGCUCGUUUGGAUGGAUCUUUCAUGCAAGUUGAAAAGAUUGAUCAUGAUAGAGAAGCAAGGUUCAAAAUCGAGCAAUUGAAGAAAUUCAACCAACGAAUCGCCACUCAAUCUGGAGCAAGAUUCAUCUUCGAAGCACUUUGCGGUGGUGACUUGACAGGUAUUGAUCCGAUGUGGUCGUAUACACAUGAUGAGAACGCCCAACCUAACACUGUCGAUUCUUCACAUGCUGCUCUUGAAGCAGAGCUUGCAAAAGUGACUAAGAAACUUAAAGAGAAACAACACGUCAUUGUUGGUCAUAAUCUUUUCACCGAUCUUUGUUUCCUCUAUAAGACAUUCAUUGGUGAUCUUCCAGCUGGAGUGGGAGAUUUUCAAUCUCGGAUUCAUUCCCUGUUUCCUUUCGUUAUUGACACCAAGUACCUUGCUACGUAUAAUAGCGAUGCUAUGAAACCUCGCGUUAACCUUAAAGAGCUUUUGAUUCCAUUUCAAAAAAUCCAUAUGCCACUCAUACUUCUCCACGAAAAGCACAAUACCUAUGGCGCCACCAAUGGAAAUGCUCACGAAGCAGGCUUUGAUAGUUGGAUGACAGCCGAACUUCUUGUCAAACUUUCAGCUCAGCUCUAUGCCGAACAAUCAGAUUCUCAAUCCCCACCUCGAGACAAUUAUAAACACGAUUAUAGCGAUGACUAUAAACCUUCUUCGGAUUCUGACUCUGAAGACGAAGGAUCCGGAGGUGCUUCUCUCUUCUCUCCCGUAUCCAAUUCUACUUUCCCAACAUCAAGUCGAAAUGUAGAUAGAAAUCUUCCCGGUAAUUGGCACGCAAUGCAACUGAAUAAUCCUUUUGCGGCGCUAGAACUCGAACAGACGGGUAAAAAUGGAAGCAAAAAUAAGAAAGACAAAAAGAAAGUACAAUUUGGUGACGGAGGAAAGGUGGAGGGUGGGAUUCAACAAUGGAUUCCGAAUGCGGAACAUGCAUUCUGGGAGAGUUAUAAGAAUAAGUUGAGGGUUAAUGCUAUCGAGGGAGAAGUGUGUGAUUUGAGUGGUGGCGGGAGAAGUGCAAAUGGGGUUAAUGGGGAAAGAGGAGAGAGGAUCAGGAAGCAAGGGAAAGUUAGGGGUGGUUGA